Molecule: messenger RNA, 926 nt
Organism: Drosophila nasuta
Lineage: Eukaryota; Metazoa; Arthropoda; Insecta; Diptera; Drosophilidae
Product: seminal metalloprotease 1-like
Exons: 2
Coding region: 22-792 (256 amino acids)
Biological process (GO): proteolysis
Molecular function (GO): metalloendopeptidase activity; zinc ion binding
Source: RefSeq, a predicted model, not a curated record
UUUCCAAUGGAUUAGUCGAAAAUGUUCAGUCCGAGGAGUAAGUUCGUCAUCUUAUGGCUGGCUUGCCUCUGUCUAGGCGCCUCAACGGCGCCACUCAGCAUGACCAUGGAGGAAACUGAUCCAGAGCUAACUGCGGAUUACUUUCAAGGUGACAUGGAAAUAGAAGUGCUCAGGAAUGGAGAAUUGUCGCCAACUCUUCACUGGCCCAAUGCCACUGUUUACUACAAGAUCUCAGGGGAAUUCGAUGCUGAGCAUGCGGUUCAUAUUGAGCUUGGCAUGAGGCUAAUAGAACGUGCUUCUUGCAUACGCUUUUUGCCUGCAACUGUGGACACUUUGAACUAUGUUUCUGUUAUAACAUCAGACUCUGGUUGUAGUUCGAAGGUCGGUUAUAAGGGAGGGGAGCAGACGGUCAAAUUGAAAAUAGCACCCAUCGACUUAGGCUGCUUUAAGUUGGGCACAAUUCAACACGAAUUUCUGCAUACGCUGGGCUUCCAUCAUCAGCAAUGCUCGCCAAAUCGCGAUGAAUUUGUGAAAGUUAUUGAGGAGAAUAUUACUGAGGGCAGGGAGAACAAUUUUAAGAAGUACACCGAAGAUCGAGUUGGUGACUUUGAUGUUCCGUACGACUAUUCAAGCAUUCUGCACUAUAGUUCUUUGGCGUUCUCUAAGAAUGGAGAGGCAACUAUUAUAGCUUUAGAUCCGGAGGGUCAGGCUAAAAUGGGACAACGAAUUGCACUAAGCGAUGGAGAUAUUAUUCGCCUCAAUACAAUGUACAAAUGUCCAUUGCAAAUGUAAAAUGAUGUAGACAUUUAUUUGAUUAAGUGUUGAUAUACAUCAAUGAAAAAUAAAAAAGUACAAAUGUUUCACGAACACAAAUUGUAAUUAAAAGAAUAGAACAAUAACAAGAAAAGAAUUAUGUAAAAUAUACA